UAUCUAAUUAAUUUCCAAAAUUCAUUAGUUACUAGAAAGUUCUCAAUUCGAUGAUACGAUUUAGUUUAUAAUUUAUUGAAUACAAAAUGAAUAAAAAUACAUACGAUUGGCUAAAUAAAGCCAUCGUUUUAUUAGGUCUAAUUACAAUUAGUAUAGCGAUACGAAUUCCACCGCAGCCAAGAUCACAAAUUGAAACGAAUGAUGCUGUAAAAACUAUCGUUACAAAUGAAUUAACCAAAGAUGGUGCUGUGGCAUUAAAUUAUGAAUUAUCAAAAAGUACACGUCCUACCAAUUAUAAAAUCACUCUAAAACCAUACUUAAUAAAAGAUGCGCCCAAAGCAGAUGCUGACAAAUAUUUAACUUUUGAUGGCACUGUUGAAAUUUCUCUAGUAGCACAAUACGAAACAGAUACCAUUGAAUUGAAUGCUAGAAAUUUAACUAUUAGCACCAUAAAAAUAGAAGAUAAAAAACGUGAAACAGAUGCAAAAGAAAUGGAAGUGACGCACAAAGUAGAUGAAGAGGUUGAAAAACUUAUUAUUUCAUCAAAAACUAAGUUGAAAAAAGGCUCAGAAUAUCUUUUAACGAUAACAUAUACGGGUUUCUUAAAUCAUCCUGAUCUUAAAGGAUUCUAUAAAAGUACUUAUACAAAUGACGAAGGAGUAGAAAUUGUAAUUGGUACAACUCAAUUUGAAUCAUCGGGAGCUCGGAGAGCAUUCCCCUGCUAUGAUGAAUUGGGUAUAAAAGCAACUUUUGAUGUGGUUAUUAAGGCUCCUAAAGCUUACAAUACAGUUAUUUCAAACAGUCCAAUAGCAUCUUCAGUUGAUGAUAAAGAUGAUAAAGAUUGGAAAGUAACAACUUUUAAAACGACGAAAUCUGCAAUGUCAACAUACUUGGUAGCAUUUGUCGUAUCUGAUUUUGAAUCGGACAAAUUAAAAAAAAAAGAUGCUAAGGACCCUGAAAUGAAUAUCUACUCACAAAACAAAUUUAUUAAACUUGGUCAACGAAGUUUACAAUUCGGCCAAUUGGUACUAAGGGAAAUUAACAAAUUUUUAAAUGGUGAUUUAAGUUAUGCAGAUUACAUGGAUAAAUUAGAUCAAGUUGGUAUACCAGAUUUUGCAGCUGGUGCUAUGGAAAAUUGGGGCUUAGUUACAUAUAGAGAGUUGCAAUUAUUAUGGGAUAAAGAAACAGCAACAUCUUGGAAUAAACAAAAAAUUUACUUAACAAUUGCUCAUGAAUUUGCUCACCAAUGGUUUGGCGACUUGGUUACACCGACAUGGUGGAAAUAUAUUUGGCUAAAUGAAGGUUUUGCCACUUACGUUGAAUAUGUAGCUGCAGAAGAGACUAUUCUGAAAUUAACUGAUGAAAAUAAAGAAAAUUCUGGUUGGCGAUUACUCGAACAUUUUGCGAUCCAUGAACGUCAAAAUGCAUUCAUUUCUGAUAGUUUAAAUACAACACGACCUAUGACAUCCUUUGCUGAAGCUCCAGAAGAUGUUAAUAAUUUGUUCGAUACCGUUAUUUAUGCUAAAGCUGGAUCAGUUCUGUUUAUGUUGGAGCACAUUUUGUCAAAAACAGUUUUCCAAAAAGGUUUGAAUACUUAUUUACAAACAAGUAAAUUAUCUACAGUAACACCAGAAAAAUUAUGGGAUGCUUUACAAACAGAACACGAAAAAUAUUUACUUGAAAACCCAGAAGCUGCAUCAAAUUUGGGACGAUUAAGUGUUCAUGAUAUUGGUAACUCAUGGUCUUUACAAGCUGGUUACCCAAUUGUAACUGUUACAAAGAAUGGAAAAACUGUUCAAUUGGAACAGAAACGAUUUUUCACUGAUUCAACUCAUGACACUAACACAGUGUUUUUAAUUCCAAUUAAUUACUUAUUACAAAGCGAAUUAAAAGAUUUAAAAGAAGUAAAUACGCAACCAAAACAUUUCUUAACAUCUAAAUCACGGCAUAUUGAAGUUGAGAAAGAAGAAGACUUUAUAUUAGUAAAUAAUCUACAAACAGGUUACUAUCGCGUUAAUUAUGAUAAGGAAAAUUGGGAAAAAAUUAUCGAAUACACUAACAAAACAGAAAAUGUGAAAAAUUUGAAACCUGUGACCUUAUCUCAACUUAUUGAUGACACUUUUACAUUUUCUCGUAUUGGAUUAUUACCAUACAAUUAUACUUUAAAAUUGGCUGAAUUAUUACAAAGUGUAGAUGAUUAUGUACCAUGGUAUGCGGCUGUGAAUAAUCUUAAGACUUUAGAUGUACAAUAUUCCGGAUCGAAUUCAGAAAAGGACUAUAAGGCUUAUCAAAAAACAUUAUUGAAGUCUGUAUAUCCAAAAAUAAAAGAAGCUGCCACUGAGAAGACAACUCAUAUAGAAAAAUUAAACAGAUUAUUAUUGUUGAAACGUGCAUGUGAUAUCGAUUUGGACGAUUGUCGAAAUGCAACCAGUGAAGCAUUGAAAACUCAUAUUGAUAGCGGAAAAAAAAUUGUCCCAGAUGAUCAAGCAGCAAUAUAUUGUGGUGGUACAAGACAAGCUGAUGAAGAGUUUUACAAAUUAUUGACAAAACGAUACAAAGAUAUCGAGAAACUCUAUAAGGAUGAUGUUGAUAAAGGUGAAGCUGAAAAGAAAAAUUUAGCUUUAGGAUUGGGUUGUAUGAAUGAUGAAAAAUUAUUAGAUACCUUAUUGGAUGAACUCAUGGAAGAAGAGUUUCCACUCAAAAAUCACAUUACCGAGAUAUUCCUUGGCUUGAUUGAUGGUAGUCAAAAAGGAUUGGAAAAAGUAUUAGAUAUUUAUCCAAAACAUUAUACACAUAUUAAAGAAGUUGUCGGUGAAGACAAAGCCAUAUCAAUAGUACAAGCCCUUGGAAAUAAAUGUUCUUCUGACGAUCAUUUGAAAUCGUUGAAUAACUUUGAUAAGAAUCUUGACAAAGAUAAAGUAGAAGAAAAUUCGAGAAUACGAAGAGAAAUUAAACGUGCUACCGAUAAAGUUCAACAACGCAUUGAUUGGAAUAACCAAUAUUUAGAUGAAAUUAAUGAAUGGUUCGAAACUAACAAAUAUCAAGGUGAUGGCUGUGAAACCGUUUUAAUGAAUUUAACGUUGUUAGGUUUCGGUUUAAUUGUAACAUAUUUAUUUAACAAGCAAUAAUUAGUCCAUAAUAUCUACUUAUGUAAUUAUUUAUCCAUUACAAAUUCAUUUAAUUAUAAAUUCAAAUGAAGAAAUUAAGAUAUUUGUUAAUGUAAAUAAUAAUUUUGUCAAAUUAAAAUGUUUGCUAUUAAUGUAAAGAAUGAUGUAAAUAGUUAAAGAAUGUAACGUAAUUUUAUUAUUUAAUAAAUAAAAUAAUUGUAUUUGAA
Molecule: messenger RNA, 3334 nt
Organism: Chrysoperla carnea
Lineage: Eukaryota; Metazoa; Arthropoda; Insecta; Neuroptera; Chrysopidae
Product: aminopeptidase N-like
Exons: 13
Coding region: 87-3128 (1013 amino acids)
Biological process (GO): proteolysis; peptide catabolic process
Cellular component (GO): cytoplasm
Molecular function (GO): zinc ion binding; metalloaminopeptidase activity; peptide binding
Source: RefSeq, a predicted model, not a curated record